Peniophora sp. CBMAI 1063 is the source of this 738-nucleotide messenger RNA. NCBI's taxonomy places the organism in Eukaryota, Fungi, Basidiomycota, Agaricomycetes, Russulales, Peniophoraceae. The record is from the annotation of a GenBank genome assembly.
AUGACUUCACGUUACGGAGAACUGUUGACGCCUUCCAAGGCAAGCAAGUCUGCCAAGUCGCGAGCACGCCGAGAGCCGUCCGGCGUAUUCGCCAUGUUUCAGCCGGCCCAAGUGCAGCAGUUUAAGGAGGCUUUCUCGCUCAUCGACCAGAACCGAGACGGCGUGAUCACCGAACAGGAUCUCCGGGAUACAUUCAACAGUCUUGGUAUCACGCCGUCGAAAGCUAUGAUGGACGAACUGCUCUCUGCGCGGCCAGGCGAACAAGCCCACGAGCGCUCGGCAUCCCUCGACGACAAGGACGGCGUUAACUUUGCAAUGUUCCUGACGAUGAUGGGCGAGCGCUUGUUCGAGUUCGAUGCGGAAGCCGAACUACUGGAGGCUUUCCUUUCGUUCGAUGAGGACGACUCGGGUACGGUCCGCGUGGAGGAGAUGCGCAAGUGGUUGAGCGAGACGGGAGAUAGGAUGGAUCAGCGCGAGAUUGACAGGUUGCUAGAGGGCUCAUUCACAGAUAGGCAAGGAAACUUCAACUACAAGGAGUGGGUGAAGGUGCUGCGAGUGAAAGAGGACGACGAUGAAGAGUCACAGCAAAUCUACAUCAACGUGUCCGACAUUCUCAUGUACUUGUACUCGCCUAUCGCAAUAAACGGACCCUUUGGAUAUUACGUGCUCCUUAUUCAUUUAUGCUUCAAUCGCGCCACAAAGACCGACACUCGGCAAAUCCGGAGAGCUCUUGCGUGA